CGUCAUGACGCAUAGGGCUGCGUCACACAAUCGCAGCUCAACCCGGAAGCAGAACGAGAGCCGCUGCUGAAAAUGUUUACAUUCAGUUUAACGCUCGUACGACAUGGGGAAACACAGUACAACAGGGAGAAGCUGCUGCAAGGACAAGGUGUGGACACGGUCCUGUCAGAAACAGGUUUUCAGCAGGGUGAGGCCGUAGGACGAUACCUCAAGGACAUCUCAUUCAACAAUGUGUUUGUCAGUAACCUGCAACGAGCCGUACAGACAGCUGAAAUAAUUCUGAGGAACAACACUCACUGUUCUGGCAUGGAGAUGGUUUUGGAGCCACUACUCAGAGAGAGGGGCUUUGGCGUCGCUGAAGGACGUCCCAAAGAGCAUCUGAAGAACAUGGCCAACGCUGCUGGCCAGUCAUGUCGGGACUACACCCCUCCGGGAGGAGAGACUUUGGACCAGGUGAGGCUGCGAUUCAAAAAAUUCCUCAAAGUCCUUUUCAAGCAAAUGUCGGAUGAACACGGCUGGUCCAGACCAGGCGCCUCCGCAGAAGCUUCAGAAGCCGGAGGCUCUGCGAACGGGACUGCAGCUGCUGCCUCAGACGCGGCUCUCGGUGGUUCGGCUGACGACGGUCUCCAGGGAGUUUCUGCCCACGUUCUGGUUGUGAGCCACGGCGCUUACAUCCGUGUGGCCAUCAAGCACCUUGUAGAGGACUUAAAGUGCUCUCUGCCCGCAGGGGUGAAGAUGUCCCAGCUGUUUUCACCCUGUCCGAAUACGGGCAUCAGUCGCUUCAUCCUCACUCUGAGCCAGUCCGAGUCCGGCCCAGUCCUCUCUGCUGCUCGCUGCUUCUUUACCAACCGGAAGGAUCACCUGGAAAACCUCGCGGCUGCUGAGUAGUACAGAGGGAAAGAAACGGGAUAGAGGUUUUAUGCACAGAGUAUGCAUACUGUUGUGUGCACAUUCUCAGACGGGAACAAUCAUGAACACAAAAGGGAAAUAUGAGGCAAAGACCUCCAAGCUACCACAGGUAACUUGAAUGCAACAAUGCACAUGGUAAUUGGUGUUUUUUUUCAAUAAUCAAUAGCGUUUUAAUGUGGAUCAAUAGUCAAUAUAUUUGUGCUGUACUGUAUUAUCAAGCCAUUUCAUCCUCCUCCUAACUGUGGGCCAGUCAGCACUCCUGUUGGGCUACAUCUUUAAUAUUUGAUUGCCUCUUUUAUCAUGUUAUACCAAAGCCAGAACUAUUUAAUGUAUAAUUGAACGCUGUCAGUCGGUGUGGCAUUUUCAAGUUGACGUGUCUCAUUUUACUUGUGCAAUACAACAUGACAACACUGAAUCUUUUGAGUUUCAUAUACAUACAUAUAGAUAAAAGAAAAUGAUACAGUUUGCACAUACGACAAAAUGCUGUGUAUUCGUUGAUGGGUGCUACAUGUUCACGUGUUUCAGGCGCCUUAGUAUUCAAUAGAAAUUUUUUUUUUUUUUUAUCUUUUUAGACUCAGUUUUUAAUCUCCACUGAAUGGCUGAGCUGUGAGUCCGUCAAUAUUUCAAACCCAUUCUGAUCUAUUUAUGUUAAUACUGCAAAGUACAACCUAAAAACUGAAGACGUCUCAUUGAACACAAAUGCACUUUUACUAUUCUGAUAUAUAAUAUGUAACUGGAAAUAGACAUAGGAGACUCUAGUCUCUAGAUUGCUGUGUUUCAUUAAUUUUGACAUUACUUGCAUACAGGGGCAUGACCAGAAGGGGGGGGGGGGCUGAAAUCUGAAAAGAGUGAAGUGAUAUGAAACCAUGUUAUGUUAUGUAAGGGGGCUAAAUAACGCUUCAAAGUUGGCAUAGGCACUUUCAAAGGGAUCCCUUGACCUCUGACCUCAAGAUAUCUGUAUGAAAAUGCAUUAUAUGGGUACCCACGACUGUCCCCUUUGCAGAGAUGUCCACUUUAUGUUAACCCCAUGCAGUUUUUUUUGCACGUUUUAUAAAUGUGUUAUUUUUGCCUUGUAUCUAAUAUAUUAGAAUAUUUCUGCAUACUGGGGUCCAUAAACUGUUGGAAUUGCAUGAAUUGGGAAUGACUGAAAAGCUGAGAAACAUACUUGAUGCCCCACCCCUUUCAAAAAAAAGUCUGGAAACACCCCUGUUUGCAUACAUAUUAUAUCUUGUCAAUUAUUUACUGGUUGAUACACGUGGAGUAUUUUCGUGUCUCUAGUUAUGGAGUUGUGCUGCUCUUUUGACUUGUGCAAUAUAACAUGACACCGAAACAA
Molecule: messenger RNA, 2242 nt
Organism: Dicentrarchus labrax (European seabass)
Lineage: Eukaryota; Metazoa; Chordata; Actinopteri; Moronidae
Gene: tigarb
Product: TP53 induced glycolysis regulatory phosphatase b
Exons: 6
Coding region: 73-888 (271 amino acids)
Biological process (GO): positive regulation of DNA repair; regulation of pentose-phosphate shunt; fructose 2,6-bisphosphate metabolic process
Cellular component (GO): cytosol
Molecular function (GO): fructose-2,6-bisphosphate 2-phosphatase activity
Source: RefSeq, a predicted model, not a curated record